AUGAGUAGUGGCGGUCAAGAGAAUAUAGGUGGGGUUCAACAUGAAGAACCACAACAACCAUCACACCAAUCAUCUUCAAUAGAGUCAGCCACAACUACAAUUGUAAUUCCAGCAAAUUUAACAGUUACCACUACAACAAUUACAGGAAAUACAAUUAAUACUUCAAACAGUAGUAAAGUUAUAGCACCAAGUACUUUGCCGUUACAAAAUAGUACUAGUAAUAAUAAUAAUAAUAAUAAUAAUAAUAAUAAUAAUAAUAAUAAUAAUAAUAAUAAUAUAGUUUCAGGAUCAUCAGCAUCCCCAUUAUCUACAUCCAUAAAUAUAUCUACAUCAAAUAUAGCAAAUACAACACAAAAUAAUAGCACAAAUAUAAAUAGUAAUAAUCCAGGAUCACCAUCUAUCAAUAGAAAUUUAACAAUCAAUACAAGUAAUUCACCACAGACUCCAGGUAAUAAUAGUACAACUUCUACAUCAGUUUUAUCAGGAUCUAUAACAUUCCCACAAUUAGGUACAUCAACACCAUUACCAACCAGCACUAUUUCAAAUGGUAGCACUCAAAUGGAAUAUCAAAAGGUCAUGGAAAAUAAAAAAACAUUAAAAAAGAUUUUAAAAGCUUCCAAGCAUUGGCAAGAUCAAGGUAAAACCCAUUUUAGUAGUUUAUAUUCCUUCUCUGAUGAAUUAAUCAAGCAAUCUGAACAAUUAUCAUCAAGUAAAAAAGAUUCAAAUUUAAGUAAUGCUUUAUUGUCCUUUGGUAAUACAUUAAAAGCUGUUAAUAGUGUUCAUGAUCAAAUGUCCAAUGAGGUUCAGGAUGUAUUUUGUACACCAUUAAACAAUUUUGUAGAUUAUGAUUUUGCUGAGGUUACAGAAUCAAAUAAAAGAGUUACCAAAGCUAAAGAGGAUUACGACACAUCAUUGGGCAAAAUCUCAUCAUCAAUAAAGAAAUCGAAAGCAGGUAUCGACGAGGUUAGAUUAUUCCAUUAUGAACAAGAGUUAGAAAAAUUAAAAGAGGUUUUUGAAACUGCCAAUAAAGAUUUAGAAAUUAAACUUUCAGAAUUAGCUCACAAGAAUGAAACUAAAUACUUAAAAUCAUUAAUAUUAUUUAUCAACUCUCAAUAUCAUUUCUAUAAUAGAGCUUCAAAGUUAUUUGCAAAUCUUAAACCACGAUUAGAUGAUAUUGAAAAGUAUUUAGAAGUAAUUCAGCCACCAAAAGUAGUAGAGGGUCAUUUAAUGAAAAAGUCUAAACAAGUUAUGGGUGGUUGGAAUAAAUGUUGGUAUGUUUUAAAGGAUGGCAUGUUAUAUUGUUAUAAAGGAAAAAAAGAAUUCCAUCCAGAAAAUGCUUUAAAUAUUUUAUUAUGUUCUGUUAGGGUACCACAGGCAUUGUUGGUAUCAUCACCACAAACUGUACAACAACCAACUAAAGAUCAAUCCAAUAGCAAAGAUAGCAAUCAAGAUUUUAGAUUUGAAAUUUUACAUCCAAGAAAGAAACAACCAAUUGUAUUACAAGCCGAAAAUGAAGAAGAAAGAGAUCGUUGGGUUAAAGCUAUCCAAGAUGCAAUUUCAAAUUCACUCAAUUGUCAAACUGUUGAAAAAAACCCAUCAUCAUUUAAUUCAUUAGCCAAAUCUGGUAUGAAUCAAAGUUCUCAAGCUAUUAGUCAAUCAAUUCAAACCGAUGAAGUUAAUCAACAGGUACUCCGUAUUCUUCAAAAGGUUGGUGGUAAUAAUUUAUGUGCUGAUUGUGGUCAACCAGAUCCAGAUUGGGCAUCUAUUAAUCUUGGAAUUAUUAUUUGUAAAGUAUGCAGCGGUGUCCAUAGAAGUCUCGGUACUCAUAUAUCCAAAGUACGUUCAUUAACUUUAGAUAAAUGGUCACCAGAAAAUAUUCUUUUUAUGAAAGAGGUUGGUAACACAAGAUUUAAUUUAUUAUUUGAACACCACAAGACCGAUGAAUUUCCAAAACCAACACCUCAAUCUGAUAGAAUGGACAAAGAGAAAUGGAUUCGUUCGAAAUAUAAAAAUAAAGAUUAUAUCAUAAAAUCAACUCUCUCUUCUGAAGAACUUAGUAAAACUAUGCAAAAGAAUAUUCAAGAGAAUAAAAGAGAUGUUCUUACUUAUAUCAAGUUGUUGGCUCAAGGUGCAGAAAUUAAUUAUAGCUCAGAAGAAGGUAGAACUCCAUUACAUCAAUCGAUUUUAAAGAGUGACGAUGUUUUAAUCCCAGAGCUUUUACUUCAAAAUGGUGCAGAUGUUACACUUGUCGAUCCACGUGGCUGGACUCCAAUGCAUUAUGCUGCAUUUUUCAAUAGACCAAGAUGUGCAAAUCUUUUAAUGAAGAGAGGCUCUGAUUCAAUUAGAACCAAAUGCCGUGAUCACCUUAGUCGUCUUGCUGUUGAUUUAGCCACUUUAAAUCGUUCAAAAGAAACAGAAAAGAUACUUAGAGGUGAAGAAAUUGAUACUGGUUUAAAUAUGGAUAACAUCGAAAAUAAUUGUAUACCAAUAUUCGAAUCUACUGUUCCACUCAGCACAGAUUUCCCAGCUAUUCACCAAGAAAUUUUAAGUGAUGAUGAAGAAGAGGAUAAUAUAGCCGAGCAUGAACACGAAAUUACAAGUUGGAGUGAAAGUGAAAGUGUUGGAAGAUCAAGUUUUUCAGGUACUGAAGGGAGUAAUGGUCAACCACAACAAGAUCAACAACAACAACAACAACAAAGUAACCCCCAAAUAACUAUUCAAACAACCAAUUCAUCAAAUAGUUUACAACAUCAACAACAAUUAAAUAGUAGCAGUAAUAAUUUAAACCAUAGCGGCUCAGCAAAUAAUAGCAGCAGUAGUUUUACAAGUUUAAUAUCAAAUAAUACAACCAGUAAUAAUACUUCAGUUGGUAAUUUUUCGAAUAGUGGUAUAUCAUCAAACCAAAAUUCAUCAAAUAAUUUGGAGAGUGUUGCUGUUAGUGAUACCAACACAAAUUCAUCGGUUGCAGGUGAAUCAUUUAAUGAUAUAUCAAGUGUAACAACUACAGAAAAAUCAGAUAAAAAGCACAAGGUCGAUAAAAAUUUAGAUUCAAAAGAUUAUAAAGCAAGUAGACCAAAAUCAUCUAAAAGAAGACCAUCUAUAUUGGGUAAAGGUAGAAACACUUUAAGAAUGAUGAAAAAUAAAUGGGGUAAAAAGGAAAGUGAUAGUGAAGAUAGUGAAAGUGAAAGUGAAGAGGCUGAAAUUAAUGUCAUAAACAAUAGGGAAUCACAUCAACCACCAUCACCAACUCAACAAUCGCAACCAAUCGACAAUGUAAAUAAAACCUCAACUGCCUCGUUAUCAUCAUCAACUAAUGCAUCAACAAAUGUUAAUUUAACUUCACAUAGUAGUGAAUCAUCACCAAUUUUAACCUCACAACCAUCCAAUAAUAAAGAAAAGGAAAAAGAAAAAGAUAGAAAAGAUUCAACAUCUUCUUUAUCAUCAUCACAACAAAGAGAGUUACAAAAUACCCAAUCAUCAUCAUCAUUAAAUAAUGAAGAUAUUACUAUUACUGAAUCACCAACAAAAGGCAAAGAUAAUAGUAGCAAAGAUAAUCCAAAUACUUCACCAACACCAUUUAAAAUGUUAUUAAAGAAAUUAAAAAUAAAAAAGAAAGAUGGUAAAGAAAAAACUUUAAGAGAUAAUUCAACAGAGGAUAUUGCUUCAGCAAGCGAUUUAGUUGAUGUUCCAGAUAAUGUUUCUGUUGGUACCAAUGAUGACUCUUUAGAAUCAGAUUCCUCAUCUUCAACUAAACGUUCAACAAUUUCAUCAACUUCAUCAAAAAAAACCAAAAAAACCAAAUCAAAUUUUGAUUUAUCUUCCGAAGUUACAAAUUAA
This is a messenger RNA of Dictyostelium purpureum, 3837 nucleotides long. RefSeq lists its product as uncharacterized. Lineage: Eukaryota; Evosea; Eumycetozoa; Dictyosteliales; Dictyosteliaceae. The coding region runs from base 1 to 3837 and encodes 1278 amino acids. Gene Ontology annotation, cellular component: cytoplasm. The transcript is spliced from 3 exons. The record is from RefSeq and is a predicted model, not a curated record. Gene Ontology annotation, molecular function: protein binding; GTPase activator activity.